Messenger RNA from Penicillium hordei, 1182 nucleotides. RefSeq lists its product as uncharacterized. The coding region runs from base 1 to 1182 and encodes 393 amino acids. The record is from RefSeq and is a predicted model, not a curated record. Lineage: Eukaryota; Fungi; Ascomycota; Eurotiomycetes; Eurotiales; Aspergillaceae. The transcript is spliced from 5 exons.
AUGGCCAUUAAAGUGCCUCCUGGCCAGUCGCCGCCUUUCGAGACGAUAGACGACAAGCACCAUGGAGGUAUCAUUAUUAUCACCGCCGCUAUCUGCCUGGUGAUUUCGCUCGUCUGUCUUCUGAUCCGGGUGUACGUGCGGAUAUUCCUCAAUCCACCAUGGGGGUCAGAUGAUAUCAUCCUAUUGGGCGCGACGACAUCGGCUAUUGUUGAGUCAAUUAUCAUCUUUUAUGCCGCAAGCAUCGGCUUCGGGACAGACAUAUCGCUACUCACUGACAAGGCCUCCCUCCUUGGUGCCGACAUCCUCUACCUUUUAACUCUGUACCUGUCCAAAUGCUGUAUCAUAGCCAUCUACUUGCGCUUGACGCCCCGCAAGCGCCACAAGAGCGUCCUGUGGGCGACGUUCGGGCUCAGCACAGCUUGGAUUAUCGCGUCGGUGCUAGUUAUCGCAGUAAAUUGCGAGGGAAACAAACCGUGGGUUGUACCUGGCGAACAAUGCCGUAACCUGUUUCCCCGCUGGCAAGCAAUCACCGCACUGGACAUCUCAACCGAAAUCUUACUCUUCACUUUCUGCAUUGCCCUGGUCUGGGGUCUGCAGAUGCACAUCUCAAAUAAAAUUGUGAUCAUGGUAUCCUUCGCGGCGAGACUACCAUUAAUAAUAUUCUCCGGCCUCCACCUCUCCACCUUGAAAGAAUACACAGCCAUCAAAAACCCCACUUUCACCGCAAUCCGCCACACGGUCUUCACCCAGCUCCACCUCAACUUCGCCCUGAUAGCAUGCACGGUCUUCUGCCUACGCCCCUUCAUGAAUGCGCUCACAACCCAUUACGGCACAGCCGGUGACUCCAACCUUGGUAGUAGUAGUGGCGGGUACGGGUACGGGUAUGGGUCCAGGAGACGGGGGGAUACAGACCCCUACGCGUCGGGGCGAUCGCGGGAUUACGAGAUGGGAGCUGUGAAGGGACGGUCCGGGCGCGGACCGAGUGGCUUGUUCAAGGAGAGGCCAGAUGUGGGCGAUGGGACGGAGAAUGGGACGGUUGUUUGUGAGGCUGCCGGGCCGUCACGUUCGGGGGAGGGGAGGUCCGAAGGGGAUAGAGGCAGUAUGCGCAGUGGGAGCGAUGGGAGCACGAAAAUGAUUAUUCGGAAGGAUGUGGAAUAUUCUGUUUCUGUGGGGCAUUCAUAG